AUGGAAAGUCUAGCUGAGGACGGUAACAUCAAUAUAAAAGAAUUUUAUGCAUUGGAAAGUAAUUGUCCUCACGCUGGUGCACCUAUGGAAAAUGCUUCAUUGGAAUUAGUUGAGGAUGAUAUAGAAGAUGUAGUUGAUGUUAUCGCAGUUUGUCCAUAUCACGCAUAUGAUAUUAGUUUAUCAUCCGGCGAAUCAAGUUACGGCGUAAAAGCCUGUACAUUUGAGGUACAAUUACGUGAUAAUGAGUUAUACAUUAAUACAAAUGAUUCUUUUAAUUGGGAAGUCGUCGGCAUACGGCCUGUCUCGGAAGAAUUCGCAACGUCGAAGAAUGAGACACCUCAGAGUGUUGCAAUUGAGAAGAUAUCAGGACCUGAACCGAAAACACUGGCACAUUGGGCAGUACUCAUACUCAAAACUGCGGAUCCAGAGCUCAAAAUUGCAUACACUCGAAGAGCAGGUGAAUUAUUCAAGACAGGUAAAUUGCGUAACAUAGGAAAAGCUAUACCACCUGAAAAGCCACCAAGGAGUCAUUUAAGGGAGGUUGAUCCUUCACGUGCAGGUAAGAGAGGUAAAGCAGGUUCCUUACAAUCACGUAUUGCUUUGCUUCAUUCCUUGGCAAAUAUUGAAUUAUGGGCUGUUGAUUUAGCGUGGGACAUUAUUGCACGCUUUAGCGCAUCAUCUCCAGAACCAAAUAGUAACCGUAUGCCGAUGGAUUACUUCUCAGAUUGGCUUCAAGUUGCCCUAGAUGAGGCAAAACAUUUUAGUCUCUUAAGACGUAGGCUAGAGGAUAUGGGUAGUUACUUUGGUGCUCUUCCUGUUCACGGUGCGCUUUGGGAUAGUGCUGAAGAUACCAAACAUAGUCUUAUUAGUAGAUUGUCCAUCAUUCAUCUAGUACAUGAAGCUAGAGGUUUAGAUGUUAACCCAGCUACUAUUGAGAAAUUCCGUGCAAGUGGUGAUUUAGAAUCUACUGAGGUAUUAGAGACGAUACAUCAUGAUGAAAUUACUCAUGUCACUGCUGGCCAUAAGUGGAUGCUCUAUUGUUGCAAACAUUCAAAUUUGGAUCCAAUUGAAACUUUUAGGAAGGAAGUUAAGUUGAAUUUUAGUGGUAAAUUACGUGGACCAUUUAAUAUCAAGGAUCGUCAAAAAGCAGGUCUCAAUGAAGGAUGGUACAAUGAUCUUCAAGGUGAAAAGUCAAGCACCUAUAAACCAACUAUGAUAAAAUCUGUUAAAGAGCAAGCAUUACAAGAUGCUAUCAACAAUGAAAACGAGGAAUCGAUUGCAGACAGCCUACAAAAGACUCAACUAUAA
This is a messenger RNA of Wallemia mellicola CBS 633.66, 1308 nucleotides long. Its product is annotated as DUF455-domain-containing protein. The transcript is spliced from 7 exons. NCBI's taxonomy places the organism in Eukaryota, Fungi, Basidiomycota, Wallemiomycetes, Wallemiales, Wallemiaceae. Gene Ontology annotation, molecular function: 2 iron, 2 sulfur cluster binding. The record is from RefSeq and is a predicted model, not a curated record. Bases 1 to 1308 code for a protein of 435 amino acids.